Molecule: messenger RNA, 720 nt
Organism: Hyalella azteca
Lineage: Eukaryota; Metazoa; Arthropoda; Malacostraca; Amphipoda; Hyalellidae
Product: ctenidin-1
Exons: 2
Coding region: 81-596 (171 amino acids)
Cellular component (GO): extracellular region
Molecular function (GO): peptidase inhibitor activity
Source: RefSeq, a predicted model, not a curated record
CUUAAAGCCUAUGCCUUAUCUCAGGAUUAUAUUGGGGUCCUUGCUGCCGAUCCUUAUAGUGUUGAAAGUCUUCAGCAACCAUGAUUCGGCUUGCAUUUUGCUUGUCGUUGGCACUUCUCGUGUAUGCGGCUGACGAGGCUCCAAAAGAAAGAAUUUUUGGAGGUGGUGGCCUAGGAGGACUAUUCGGCGGCGGCAAAAAACCGUUGGGCCCAGGACCAGGACCUAUAGGAGGAGGCGUUGGUCCCAUUGGUGGAGGACCUCUUGUAGGCGGCGGACCUCUUGGCGGCGGCGGUUUCGGUGGAGGAAUUGGUCCGAUCGGAGGCGACUACGACGACUUGGGACUUGGUGGUGACUUUGGUGGCGACUUGGGUGCUGGGGGCUGCAAGCAUUUCUGCAAAUCCCCAACCGGUAAAUAUGUCUGUUGCCCAACCAAUGGCCCUAAGCCUGGCGAAUGCCCCCCUGUGAGACCUACAUGCCCCAGGAUCAACGCACCGAAAUUGUGCAUCACCGACUUCGAAUGCUUCGGUGUCGACAAAUGCUGCUUCGAUAAUUGCCUUAAGGAGAGAGUCUGCAAGCCACCCCAUCCGUACAAAUAAAUUUUAACCAUGAUGGCUAAAUUCAAGGAUGAUCGAGGAGGAACUUAUACCUUUUUGUCGUGACAACCACAGGAUUUGCGUGCAUGAGACCUCAAUGACUUCUAAUAAAAUGAAUGAAAAUUCA